AAUGAUAAUGGAUGAUCCGAAGGGGCCUGGGCAGUCGCUGUCAAUCUGCGAAACAGUCACGUAACCAACCAUCAUAUAAAUAUCUUUACAAACUGAAAGUGCGUCGAACACCUCCAAAUAUACGUUUAUCGAGUAAAGAUAUUGUAUUUUAAACGGAGUUAAUAAAUUUUUGCGUAGUUUUUACUGUAAACUUUGCCCCCUUUAAAUAUCAAUCAGUGGUGAUAAAAUUAUGACGAUGUUGCGAGUGGUUGAGCGUCCGAGAAAGAACUGUAUAAGAAUUUCAUCAUAGACAUGGUUAUGUGCAGUGUUUUUUGUGGUUUCAUGUAACUUUGCGUGAUUUCGUGCAACUUUUUGUGAUUUUUAUGAAACUUUUUGUGACUGUUCAACCUUUUGAGGAUAUGCUUCAUAGUGGAUCGUAAAACAAGAUACCAGAGUGUUAAGUUCACAAGUAAUUUGUUCAAGUAGGGUGGCCAGAGGAUGCCUAAGAACAUGACCUAGUGCCUCAUGAGCGCGGCACUCCCCUACUCGCCGACCUGACGAAUACAGAAUCACGUACAACAAGAUGGUGCCACGUUGGUUAUUGGCCUGCUGCGUGGUGCUGCUCGCGAGGCCGGCGCACCCGCAGGGCGCGCAGCAGUGCCCUCCGCAAAACACCAUCACCCCCUGCAGCUGUACCGUCAAGAAGAACGGCCUCGACAUCCUCUGCGAGUUCACCGAACAGCAGCAUAUACAGAAAGCUAUGAACACCCUCCGAUCUAAGCCCAUGAUCAUAUUCUAUCUGAAGCUACGACAUAACAAUCUAGCAAAAUUGCCUUCGUACAUAUUCCUGAGUUUGGACAUCCGCCAUCUUACCGUACACAACAGUAGCUUGGCAGUUAUAGAGGAUUCUUCACUUAGUUCUAUCGGUAACAAGCUGACUCAACUAGACGUGUCUCAAAACAACCUGGCGACGAUCCCGACUUCGUCCUUCACGCAUCUUAAUCACCUGCUUAUACUGAACAUGAAUCACAAUAAGGUAACGGCGAUACACAACAGGGCUUUUCUCGGUCUGGACACUUUGGAGAUUCUAACUUUGUACGAAAAUAGAAUAUCGGUCGUAGACGGCGAAGCUUUUAAGGGCCUGGAAAAAAAACUAAAGCGCUUGAACCUCGGUGGGAACGAGUUAACAGCAGUGCCACAAAAGGCUCUUGCUUUGCUCGAGAAUUUGAAGAAGCUUGAGAUGCAGGAAAACCGCAUUUCCACUAUUACCGAGGGGGAUUUUGCUGGUUUAAGGAACUUGGAUUCCUUGGGACUGGCGCACAAUCAGUUACGAGAGGUACCAGCUAAUGUGUUCUCUCACUUGAUAUUCCUCAACUCUCUGGAACUCGAAGGCAACCAAAUUCAACGGAUCGAUGAGAAAGCCUUUGCUGGAUUAGAAGAAAACCUGCAGUAUCUUCGACUCGGUGAUAAUCGUCUUCACGAAAUACCUUCAGAGGCACUGCGUCCAUUGCAUCGUUUACGUCAUUUGGAUCUUCGUUCCAAUAACAUCACCUACAUAAGCGAGGAUGCUUUCACGGGCUACGGAGAUUCAAUCACAUUUCUGAAUAUGCAAAAGAACAUGAUUCAUCAGCUGCCUACGAUGGGUUUCGACAACCUCAACUCUUUGGAGACGCUCAACCUCCAGAACAAUAAGCUGCAACACAUUCCCGAGGAGAUCAUGGAACCGAUACUUGACACGCUUCGAGUGGUUGACAUAAUGGAUAACCCGUUGAUUUGCGAUUGUGAUCUGGCGUGGUACGAAUUCUGGCUGGCCGGUCUGCGCGACCGCGACGACGAGAUGAUGCAAAAGAAACGGACCAUUUGCACCAUGGUAAGCGAGCACCGGGAAUACAGUGUGGCCAAAAUGCCACUUGAGAAAAUGAACUGCUUAAGGAAACCGGGGUACGGGAGACCCAGCAGCGCAACAAAUACAUGUCCAAUUUUAGCAACAAACGUUGCCAUCGCUGUCAUCGCUAGGUUAUUUUAGAAUAAUUUGUUAACCCUUUCAGUUACCCUGUUAAGUUAAAUGAAGGGUCCCCCUCGAGCUAGCUGUGGCCGGAUGGCUCGGUGCCGGACCCUUCGUAAAUUUUAAAUUCUGUUCAAAACGAAGUGAUGAAUUUGUGCAAUAAAAAUACGAUACAUAUCAAUUUUUGGCUGAUAACAAAAUUAGUAGUAUUUUGGAAUGGCGACUUGUGAUAAGUAAGGAUUUUAUAAAGGCGUGAAUUAGUGUGAUACACUAUGUAUUUUUAAAAUUAGAAGACCUUUACAGUAGGUAUGCCUUACUUUAGAGUAAUACCAGCCAAGUUGUAGGUGAAGACUUUGACAAUUAGUUCGAUGAAAAUUUAGAGGUUUGAAUAAACUAUCUUUAACUUUAAAAAAAUUUAACGUCUCUAACGUUUUUGACACCACUAAUGAGCUAAAAAAUUGAAUUGCAAUAAAAUAAAUUGAUUUUUCGAAUCUCAUCUAAUAUUUUAAAUGGAAACUUUAAUAUUUUUUAUCAUUUACCCAGCCUUUUCUAUGUUAACUCUCGUAUUAUGGUGUAUUACUAAGCUUUUGCGCAUUUACCAUGUUGACUAUUCAAUAUUUAUCUAUACUUGUAAGUAUACGGGGCUCCUAUGUUUAUCAAAUACAUAUUUAAAUUAAAUUUUAAAGUUAUCACUUUUUGAAUUUUCCAAAUGUUUCCUUGAAAUAAUUCUACCUCUCGUUUAUUAUGGUUAUUGUGUUAACUUAUUUAGAUUAUAAAAUGAAUGUUAUUUAUUAGAGCCCCUAAAUGUUCGAUGUAGAAUAGUUAUAAAUAGUUAAGUGUUAGCUAUAUUGUCGAUAUAAAUUUUAUGCAGUUGAUGCGUUCUUUAGCAUAAUAAAAUUAAUUUAUAUUUAUUUCAUUGUAUGGGCUCGACUAUUUUAGUGAUAAGAAUGUCAUAAAAUUGCGUUGCUUGAAAAGUGGACAAAUAAACUUUGAAUGCAUGGUCGAGCUGUAUUAUAAGUUUUAAAGAUUUUUUUAUUUAAUAUUUUUGAUAAGUAUACCUACAUUAAUUUUUAAGUUAUCUCACUAGGAGACUUUGUAUUCUGUUCCUUGGUCUAUUUCGUUAAGCUUUAAUGAUUAUUAUGUUAUAUUUUGUGUAGGUAGAUUUUACUAAUAAACAUGUAACUAGUGAAGUAAUAAAUGUGACUUUAAACCACAUACGCUAAAAUAUUCUGUUGCAAUUAUUUUAUUAGGUUUUAUUUCAUUGCAUUUGGCCGGACAUUUUUAUUUAGUUUCUAAAAGCGCUUUCCUGACAUUUUUCCUUACAAACUUUGAAAGUGGUUGCUGCAUUAUUACUAAAAUUUGUUGAAAAUGCAAUACUUUAUUUGAGGUUUAAAUAUGAAUGUUAGAAUAUAAAAUUUAAACCUGAAGUAAAAAUAAUUAAUUCACAUCUAGUAGAAAACGGUUCUUACAUUUCUAUUACCGGUUCUUAUAUUUUGGAUAAACAACAAUAGGUAAAAUAUUGUGCACUAAUUAUUAUACUCCAAAAUUUGUAUGGGAAAAAUAUCAGGUAUUAAAAUAUUUCAAUAUUAAUAUUUAUGAGGUGCAUGUAUGUAUGAUAUUACACUGACAUUAAGUGAACUCGUGAAAUCAUGAACUUAUUUAGGUGAUAAAUAUGUAACCAAAAACAUAUCCCUUAGUCUGAAUUACAUAAGUAAAUAUAAGUGUAUUCAUUACGAGUAUGUAUACAAAUGUUGCGAAUGAAAUUGAAGCUUUCAAUGUGAUAAAUUCCUUUGAUAACUUUUGGUAUGAACAUAUUUUUGGGACGUACCAGAAUUUAUGAAAUCAUUAUAAUGUACCUAUUUCCCUUUUCAGACCUUUCUAAUGUUUUAAAAUAUAACGUAAUGUAACAUUUUCGAUGAAAAUGUUUAACGCGUGUAGGACGCGAGAUUGAAUACCUAUUUUGUAUUCUUUUUACACGCGUUUAUACAUUUUAUAAAAAUAUAAAUAUCUAUAAAUAUAUAUUGGUGUUUAUUGAAAUUUAUAGAUGUUAUUUAUUCACUUAAAUAUAUCACUUAGAUAUAAGUAAUAGAUGUUGCACAAAAUUAAAAUACAUUUUAUCUAAAACCAAAUAUGCACCUAUUGAUGUAUUACCAUAUUAUAAUAUUUAUAUUAUUAUCACGUUUGUAUAAUGGUCAGAGUCAAAAAACCUGAUUAAUUAAGGGUACACUAUGCCGUCUUUAUCAAUGGUAUAGUUUUAAAAGAUAAUAUUUACCUAUAAGACAUAAAAAAUCGAUAGUAUAAAAUAUUUUGUCUGUGUAGCAGUCUUUGGCACUUAAGCUGAUGGGAGUCAAAACGCAAGAAGAUACAAAUAUAAUUUUUAUAGUGAUCAAUACAUUUUUUGAAAAAUAGAAAUGUUACAGUGGUGUUAUUCGUAAGUAUAUAAACAAUUAAAAAUUUUAUGUGCAAAAUCUUUGAAACGAAAAUUGAAUAUAAUAUUAUAAUAAUCAUUAUACAGAUACGUAAAUAGUGAAAGUAAGUGGCACGCAUUUUAUGUCAUUAUUAAACUUGGCACUAACUGUACCUACUUUCAUUAUUUUCACUAAUAUUUGUAUUAUUAGGUCCUGGAGUAAAAUCUAUUACAGGUAAUUUCAUCGCGUUUUGACUUCUGCUAAAAUUUUAAUGUUUUACUAUCUAAAUAAAGUAAAAGUAAAGUAAUAUAUUGAUAUUUAGUAUAAAAUAUCUGACGCAAGUUUAAUAUACAAUUUAAGUAUAAUUAAUCUUAUACAGAUUUUGAAGGAACCAACAUCAAACAUAUCGGCGAAACUGGGGCAAGUAACAUGUAUCUAAUGAGGCAUCACUUACCCUACUAAAAAGCAUAUCAAUUUAAUAAUAAGGCAUUAAUCAUUACAAUAUUAUAAUUGUUGUAUAAUAAUAAUAAUUAUUAUUGUUCACGUAUUAACUGUUAAUCGUUGUCAUGUGUCCCUUGAGCUUGAGAGAUUCGCAGUGUUUAUAGUAAAUAUAUUCAUGUACCUUUGAUGAAAAAUAUUUCAUGGCAAGUAUCAAAUUCAAUGUGUGUUAUGAGAGUGACUAUAAUUUCGGUAGCAAUAAUUUUGUAUGACCGCGUGAUUAAUAUUUUAAUGAUAAUUACAUAUUAGAGCCAAGGCAGACAACUGCUUUUUAUCCAAGACCGUUUUAAUUUCGCCAACGGAUGUCGGUAUAAACGGCAUUUUAUUCCUGCUCAUAUAUUAUUAUAAAAUGUCGUCUCCUUUCACUCGCAUAAUAUCUUUCUCUCUCUCAAAUUCCAACGAGCUAGCGAGAGUUGGUACUAUUUUCAAAAAUUUUUGUACGACCGUAAAAUAGCAAAGGUCUUGUGCUCUCAUUUCGCCUUUUCGAAUUUUGUCGGACCGGCUUUUCUCGUUCGUCUGAGAUAGGCGUUAGUAACUUAUUUCUUUAUUAUUGUUGUAAUUGAAAAUGUCAAAAAAUAACGUGUUCAUAUAAGUUUAUAGUCACAUUUAUUAUUAUGUAACGUAUUUCUAAUAUUGAAAUUUCGCUGUAAAGAUGUAUCAAAUUUUGAUUUUAAUAAAAAUUUAAAUAUGACUAA
Molecule: messenger RNA, 5585 nt
Organism: Maniola jurtina (meadow brown)
Lineage: Eukaryota; Metazoa; Arthropoda; Insecta; Lepidoptera; Nymphalidae
Product: protein artichoke
Exons: 11
Coding region: 563-2005 (480 amino acids)
Molecular function (GO): protein binding
Source: RefSeq, a predicted model, not a curated record